Messenger RNA from Paramecium pentaurelia, 1741 nucleotides. NCBI's taxonomy places the organism in Eukaryota, Ciliophora, Oligohymenophorea, Peniculida, Parameciidae. The record is from the annotation of a GenBank genome assembly.
AUGCAAUCAACAUCCUAAAGAAAUCUCUUGUUGACUAGUCCUAUUAAAUAUUAAACAUCUAUGAAAUUCAAUCAAACACCAAAUGAAACAGGAAAACAAAAAUAAUAUUUCAUAAAGGAUAAGGAAACUAUGUUUGAGGAAAUUCAAUCUCUCAAAUAAAGCAAGAACCAAUUGUUUAUUAACAUUAAGAAGCUACAAGCUUAAGUGUAAUAUUAUAAGAAAGAGGCUAUAUACAAGGAUGAGAGCAGUCCUCUUAAAAGUUCAUCCAGAUUCAAAUAAUUAUACUAGGAGAGAAUUGCUAAUCUAAAGGUUUAUAUAAAUAAAAUUGUAAGGAAGAAAAUUCUAAAUUGCAUUAACAAUUAGAAGAAAUAAAAGCAUUUGUGAACUCUCUAAAAAAUCCAUUAAUAUAAACUAAUUUAGAUAUAUUUUGUUUGUAGUUAUAAAAUGAUAAUCAAUAAUUGACAUAGUUAUUGGAAGAUAAAACAACUGAAUAUGAGGAACUUAAAGUAUUUCAAUUUAUUAUACUUAGAAAUCAAACAAUAAAUUAUUAAUAAAAUGUAAUGCUUUAUAAAUUUAAUAAAAUAAACUGAAAGCACUUAAUAAUUAAUUAUUAUUAGAGAUAAGUGAUUUAAAGAAAAAAUAGCAACUUUAUGAUGGUAGGAUUUCUUAAAAGGAAAUUCCUAGAGUAGAUGAAAAAUAUUAUUUAGAAUUAGAGCAAACAAAAUUAGAAUUGAGAAAAUCCUAAUAAUAGAUAAAAUAAUAAGAAUAAUUGUUUGAUAAUAAAUUAUCAUUAGAAUAAGAAAUAAUAGAAAAACUUGAAAGUAGAAAUAAAGAACUUUUGAAAACUAUUUCUCAUUUUGAAAAUAUGUAUGAAUAAGAAAAAGUCAAUUAUUAGCAAUUAUAAUAAUCAUAAAGAUUUAUUAGAAGAACAGUAAUACUUAAAACAAUUUAACAAGAAGAGCCAGAAAAAUAUAUUGAAUAAGAAACUAAAGUUAGAAAAUUGGAUUCUUUAGAAAAAAAAGAUAUUUUGCCAUUAGCAAGAAAGGUUCGAUUAAAUCUAAUAGCUUAAUAAAUAUCUUUAAAAUAGAUUGAUGAAUAUUUAAUUACUAAUUAAAUUCUUACUUUGUAGUAAUUAGAAGAGAAUUUGACUCAUCAAAUUUUUGGAUUAAAAGAUGAUGAAGAAAUUUCAUAAUUGGCUUCAUAUUUAGCAGAUCUUGAAAAUGGUGAAAUUGAAACUACAGCUUCAAGAGUUAAAAGUAUUUUUAAGAAUUUAAUGGAGAAUUAUAACAUAUUGAGUAAUAAUGAAUUAUAAGCUAUUAAUGAAAGUAUUUCAAUAAAACGAUGUUAAAUUAAUGAAUAUUUAAUAAAGAAACAUUCUCAUAUAUUUACAAUUGGAUAUAUAAGUAUUGAUGUAAGAUUAUUAAAUAUAAAGCAAUAUUUAGAAACAUUAUAUAAUCUAUAAAUUCAAUUAAGCAAAAAUGAAAUAGAUCAUUUAAUUGCUUUAAUUACAAAGAAUAAUAGAUAGCCAAGAAUCUUAUUGCAAUAGAUUUAUGCUCCUUUCUUUAUUUGUAAUGAGACCAAUUCUGAUGAUGAUGAAUCAACCUUUAAUUAACCUGUUAUAUAAUUGCAUAAUCCUAUGUAAUUAUCAGAGGAUGAGGAAUAAUAGAGUGAUCUAGACAUUAAAAUGUGUAAUUCACAGGAAUUAAGAAAGAAGAGUCAUGCUGAACUUUCAUAAUUUUGA